GUUACAUCUAUCAAGAGAUAACUGAAGUCAAGAAUCAGUUAGUAGCGUUGCGGCAGUGCUUCAGUGAAGUGCAGUGUUGGGGAAGUCUGUGACAGAGACAUGGCACAAAAACAACUAACAAAGGAAGAAUUGAUAAGAAAUGCUUGCAUACAAUUCAAAAAGCAAUUUAAUGAUUAUCCAUCACACGCUGGCUGUGCUCCUGGAAGGGUUAACAUAAUUGGAGAACACACUGACUAUAACAAUGGAUUUGUCUUUCCCAUGGCUUUACCUAUGGUUACAGUUAUGGUUGGAAAAUUAAAUAACUCAAAUAAUAUAAAUAUAUACUCAAUGACAGAAGGUUUACAUGAACCAAAUAAUGUAUCAUUCAAAGUUCCUAAAGAGGAGAAGUUGGCUCCUGGAUCUCCAAAGUGGGCAAAUUAUUGUAAAGGCGUUAUUGCACAUUUCAAAGGCAAUGUUCCUGGUUUUAAUGCUGUAGUAAUCAGUUCAGUGCCAGUUGGUGGUGGUGUAUCCAGCAGUGCUUCCUUAGAAGUCGCAACAUAUACUUUUCUGGAAGCUCUCACUGGGACUUUUUCAGAUCCUACAGAAAAAGCUUUUGCUUGUCAAAAAGCUGAACAUGAAUUCGCUAACAUGCCUUGUGGUAUUAUGGACCAGUAUGCUUCAGUUUUUUGCAAAGAAAAGAGUAUCCUACUUUUGGAUUGUGGGUCCCUUGAUAUAAAAUCUGUGGAUUAUACUGAUCCCAAAUUAGUAAUCCUGGUUACCAACUCUAAUGUGAAGCAUAAGCUUAGUGGCUCUGAAUAUCCAACCAGGAGAAAGCAAUGCCAAGAUGCAGCCGCUGAACUAAAAGUAGAAACGCUGAGAGAUGCUGAUAUGAAUAUGCUUGAUGGUCACAAAGCCACAUUGGAUCCGGUAGUAUACAGGAGAGCUAGGCAUGUCAUCACCGAAAUAAGUCGCACCCUCGAGGCAGUUGAUGCUCUUAUGAAUAAGCAAUACAAGACUUUUGGAUAUUUAAUGCUCCAGAGUCACAUAUCUUUGAAAUAUGAUUUUGAAGUUUCCUGCCCUGAGCUUGAUGUGCUAGUCGACAUUGCAAUGAAAACAGAUGGCGUUUAUGGCUCUCGAAUGACUGGUGGUGGUUUUGGAGGUUGCACUGUAACAUUGUUGGAUUCGUCUGCUGUUGAUUGUUUAAUUGCUAAUAUUCAGCAGAAAUACAAAGGGAAUCCUUUGUUCUACAUUGUUACUCCUUCUGAAGGGGCUACUGACGCAACCUUGGUUAUGAAGGAGAUUAUUGCAAAAAUUACAGAGAAAAAAAAAUGAUGCCAUAUAAAAACUUCAUACAGUACAUACCCUGCACUCAAAUUUGAAAUAUUUAAAUUUUUUAUGGUAAUAAUAUAUUUUU
Molecule: messenger RNA, 1393 nt
Organism: Nezara viridula (southern green stink bug)
Lineage: Eukaryota; Metazoa; Arthropoda; Insecta; Hemiptera; Pentatomidae
Source: the annotation of a GenBank genome assembly